AUGUCAACAACAUCUGGCGCCUUCGUUGCCGGCGGCAUAGCCGCGUGCGGCGCCGUGACGGCCACGCAUCCCUUUGAGACGGUCAAGAUCCGCAUGCAGCUCCAGGGCGAGCUGCAGGCCAAGGGCCACCAGCCGCACCACUACCGCGGCCCGCUGCACGGCGUGUCCGUCAUUGUGCGCAACGAGGGCCUGCGCGGCAUCUACCGCGGUCUCGGCUGCGCCUACAUCUACCAGGUGCUGCUCAACGGCUGCCGCCUCGGCUUCUACGAGCCCAUGCGCCAGGGCCUGACGGGCGUGCUGUACGGCAACAACUCCGUGCAGAGCCUGCCCAUCAACAUGUUUUGCGGCGCCGGCUCGGGCAUCAUCGGCGCGGCCGCCGGCAGCCCCUUUUUCCUGGUGAAGACGCGCCUGCAGAGCUACUCGCCGCUGCUGCCCGUGGGCACGCAGCACGAGUACCGCAACGCCUGGGACGGCAUGAAGCAGAUCUACCGCGCCGAGGGCCUGCUGGGCCUGUACCGCGGCGUGGGCGCGGCGUGCAUCCGCACAGGAUUCGGCAGCUCCGUGCAGCUGCCGACGUACUUUUUCGCCAAGCGGCGGCUGCAGCACCACCUGGGCGUCCAGGAGGGCCCCGCGCUGCACCUGGCGAGCAGCACGGCGAGCGGGUUUGUGGUGUGCGUCUUCAUGCACCCGCCAGACACCAUCAUGUCGCGCAUGUACAACCAAAACGGCAACCUGUACAAGGGCGUGUUUGACUGCCUGGCCAAGACGAUCAAGACGGAGGGCUUCUUUGCCAUCUACAAGGGCUUCCUGCCGCACCUGGCGCGGAUAUUGCCGCACACGAUCCUGACGCUGAGCUUGGCAGAGCAGACAAACAAGCUGAUGCGGAAGGUCGAGAACCGGUGGUUCCUGAAGGAGGCAUCAUUAUGA
Messenger RNA from Sporothrix brasiliensis 5110, 927 nucleotides. RefSeq names its product solute carrier family 25, member 34/35. Gene Ontology annotation, biological process: transmembrane transport. The transcript is spliced from 2 exons. Lineage: Eukaryota; Fungi; Ascomycota; Sordariomycetes; Ophiostomatales; Ophiostomataceae. The coding region runs from base 1 to 927 and encodes 308 amino acids. The record is from RefSeq and is a predicted model, not a curated record.